Epithele typhae is the source of this 1068-nucleotide messenger RNA. Its product is annotated as Endonuclease/exonuclease/phosphatase. NCBI's taxonomy places the organism in Eukaryota, Fungi, Basidiomycota, Agaricomycetes, Polyporales, Epitheliaceae. The transcript has 2 exons. The annotation marks the transcript as partial. Gene Ontology annotation, molecular function: catalytic activity. The record is from RefSeq and is a predicted model, not a curated record.
AUGAUGCGCCCACUACGUAUUGUAUCGCACAACGUGAAUCACACACCCGCGCAAACGCACUUUGUGCUGGAGAGCCUGGUCGGAGAGUUCCUGUUGGUACAGGAGCCCUACUACGGGCCGAUAAAGACAGUGGCGUCAAGCACAGACCCGGCAGGCGAUGUGCUGACUGGCACGCAGGUACAUGCAGCGUGGCAGCUUAUUGAAACAAGUGAGUCUGCACGCGUGUGUGUGUAUGUGAACAAGGAGCUGGGCGACCUCCGCCCCCAAGUAUGCUCGCAUAUCGUGGCGCACCGGGACAUCAUCCUGGUGUCCCUCCGCAUUGACAGGCAAGUGCACUACGUGAUGAACGUCUACAAUGACGAGCACUGCACAGCCCUGUCGUGGCUUCAGGAUCAUGCAGAACAGAUCCCGCCGCUAGACCUCGUCGCUGGGGACUUCAACCUGCACUCAACACAGUGGGAGCCCGAUGCACCGCACGAGAGCGCGCGCGCGGAGGAGCUGACAGGCCUGAUGGCUGGGUGGGGCCUGUGCCUCGCAAACGCGAAUGGCGCGCCAACACACCGCCCGCACAACACCGCGCUACGCAGCACAACACUGGACCUACUAUGGGCCCCGGUGGAUCGUGUGACGCGGGGAGAAGUCCAGGUCAGGAUUGACCUGGAAGGCCGCAGCCUAUCUGACCACGCACUCCUAUGCGCGAGUUUUCCGGUGGGAUGGUGGGAGAAGACCCUGCCAAAGAACAUUAAACGGGGUUCGAAGGAGGAGAAGACCUUCAUUGGUGACCUACGUGACGAAGUCGCGACAGUGCCUGCGCACACAGCCACGGUUGAGGAGCUCCAGCACACGUGCGACGGGAUCCUGGCAGCCGUCCAGAGGGUGUGGGAGGAGCACGCAGUGCAUCCAAAGAUAUCGUCGCGCUCCAAGCAAUGGUGGAAUGCCGAGUGCACGGCAACACGGGAUGCGUUUCAAGCCACGCGCACGGACGAGAACCGCGCGGCGUUUAAGCGCGCCACCAAGGCCGCGAAGAACAAGUAUUUUGAUGACCGCAUAGCGGAUGCAUGUGAGAAG